GAGGGUCUGGUGUACGUGUGUCCUGGGGUGUAUGUCAGUGACUGUCUGCCUGCGUUGGAAGGUGUCUGUCUGUCUGCCCGCUUGUUGUCUGGGUGUGUACAGUGUAUUUUUCGGCGUGUGAUUUUGAGGGUGUGUACUAGCUGUGUGUCUGUGUGUGUAUUUCUGUGUGUCUGUGUGUCCGUCUGUCUGUCUGUGCAUGUGUAGUUCUAGGGCUCGGUGUAUGACGGUGUUCUUGACAUUUGAGGAACUGCGAGUGGUUUUGAAACCGUGUGUGUCUGUCUGUCCGUCUGCCUUCCUGGUGCCUGAUGCUGGGCAUGGUUUUGAGGGUGUCUUUCAUGUGGACACGCAUGUACACCUGUGUGUCAUUGUCUGUGCGUAUGCCAAGGCCUCCGUGGGCACGUCUCCACCCUUAGCCCAGGCCCUGUAUGUGCAGUCGCUAGAUCAGGUUGCCUGCUACCUGCCAGACUGUGGUACAAACCUCCAUGAGCCGGUCCCACACAGCCCUGCUGGGCCUGGGCCUGCUGCUCAUGCUGCUACUGUACGUGGGGCUGCCAGGCCCCCCUGAGCACACUUCCUGGCUCUGGGGCGACCCCAAUGUCACAAUCCUGGCCGGUCUCACCCCUGGCAACUCCCCCAUCUUUUACCGCGAGGUGCUCCCACUCCACCGGGCACGAAGGGUGGAAGUGGUGCUGCUCCACGGGAGAGCCUUCACCUCACGCACGUGGGAGCAGCUGGGCACGCUGCAGCUGCUGGCGCACAGGGGCUACCGGGCCGUGGCCCUUGACCUCCCAGGAUUUGGGAACUCAGCUCCUUCCCAGGAGGCGAGCACCGAGGUGGGGCGGGCGGAGCUGCUGGCGCGCGCGCUGCGGGACCUGGAGGUGCGGAACGCGGUGCUGGUGAGCCCCUCGCUGAGCGGCCGCUACGCCCUGCCCUUCCUGAUGCGGGACCACCCUCAGCUGCACGGCUUCGUGCCCAUCGCACCCGCCUCCACCCAGAACUACACCCGGGAGCAGUUCGAGGCCGUGAAGACCCCGACGCUCAUCCUGUACGGGGAGCUGGACCGCACCCUGGCUCGGGAGUCCCUGCGGCGGCUCCGCCACCUGCCCAGGCACUCGGUGGUGAAGCUGCGCGACGCGGGGCACGCCUGCUACCUCCACAGGCCCAGAGACUUCCACCGGGCCCUCCUCGCCUUCCUGGACCAGCUGCCUUGAGCUCCGCGCCAGCUUGGAGGGUCCGGACCCGCCCCCGCCCAGGAGGCAGCCCCAGGGAUUGGAGGGCAGAGGCCGAGAGCUAGGCCCAGCCAGGGCCUCUCCUUUUAUCUCACAGGCACAAUAAAUAAAAGCACUUUUGUCCUGCCGGG
Messenger RNA from Myotis daubentonii (Daubenton's bat), 1360 nucleotides. It is a transcript of the gene ABHD14A, whose product is annotated as abhydrolase domain containing 14A. Lineage: Eukaryota; Metazoa; Chordata; Mammalia; Chiroptera; Vespertilionidae. Gene Ontology annotation, cellular component: cytoplasm. The record is from RefSeq and is a predicted model, not a curated record.